Caenorhabditis bovis is the source of this 396-nucleotide messenger RNA. The record is from the annotation of a GenBank genome assembly. NCBI's taxonomy places the organism in Eukaryota, Metazoa, Nematoda, Chromadorea, Rhabditida, Rhabditidae.
AUGAACGAAUCACCUAACAAAUUUGAAAAUUCCCGCAUCGACACAAAUCAUUUUUCUAUUACGCGUCAAAAGCCUGCGACAAUAAAAAGCUCAAAGGACCAUAUUUAUAUAUCAAGAAAAACGAACAUCGAGCAACAAGUUAAAGAAGCUGAAUCACUGUUAAACAACUCUUUCAGUAGUAUUUAUGUUCAUGGAAUGGGUGCAUCCAUCAACAAGGCGUUGGUUUUUGCGAUGGAAGUCGAACGAAACCUCCACGGAAGUGUGAAAUCAGAUAUUUUGACCUCGACUGUGCAGGUUUCCGACGUUAUUUUUUCGUACAGCGACGAAUUCGAAAGUGGCAUUCGGAAUCGCCCAUUAUCAGCUGUUCAUAUCCAUAUUUAUCGUUGUGAUUCUUAA